AUGCAAAAUAUUUCUAGUCUUGCAAUUGACAGAUGCUACUCAUCUGAACUGAGAUCUCUUGAAAGUCGUUUGGUUGAGUUACAUGGAUUUGCUGAUGCAUCAAACAAAGCAUUCGGCGGCGUUGUCUACCUCAGAAUACAGUCAGGCAAUUCAGUUGUGUGCAACCUUGUCGCUUCGAAAACAAGAGUACCGCCCAUCACAGGUGCCACUGCACCCAGAUUGAAACUGCUAUCUGCAUUGGUGCUUGCAAGAUUGAUCAUGAGCGUACGCAAGGCACUCGAUUUAUCGCUGAAGAUAAAUAGUUAUAUCUGUUGGCUCGAUUCAGAGAUUGCAUUAUGGUGGAUCACCAAGAGUCAAGGGGAAUUCAAACCAUUCGUGCAGAAUCGAGUUGUAGAAAUCAGAAAGCUCGUCACCCCAGAUCUGUGGAAGUAUGUUCCCACUGGUCAGAACCCCGCAGACAUUGCAUCUCGCGGAUGCAAAACCUCAAAGCUAAAGGACGAUCAGAAGUGGUGGGAAGGUCCUGGUUUCCUGAAGAGGAGCUCUGACUGUUGGCCGAAUCAGAAGGAGUUUGGAGCGAAGAACUUUGAGACAGAUCCGUUAUGUGAAAUUAAGCCGACAAGAAGGGUAUGCCCUAACUUGAAAUCGACUCAGCCCCUGUGUCUCCGAGGAUGGGUCACCACUGUCGCCGCUACCGUUGAAGUCAAAGGAUUAGAGCAAAUAACCCAACCUGCUAAUUUCAGUGAUGUGUACAAGCUCCUCAGAAUCACGUGCUACGUUUUGCGUUUUAUAAGGCGCACUCGUGGAAAACAAGCAAAAUCCCAAUUAACCUCAAUGGAGAUAGAAUCAGAAGAGUUGAAAGGCGCAGAAUCAUUGUGGAUUAAGCAUGUACAGAAGUACGUUCAAAAAGAAAAAUUUGAACAGACACCUCAUUCGUUGGGACUAGUUCCAGAUGGAGAAGGCAUAUUGAAAUGUGGAGGAAGAUUACAUAAUGCACCCUUGCCGUAUGCAGUCUGGUUUCCCGCAAUCUUACUACGGAAACAUCCCUUCACUGGUCUGAUGAUCAGAAAGAGUCACAACAAUGUCAUGCACAAUGGAGUCAAAGAGACCUUAACUGAUUUGAGGUCAAGAUUCUGGGUGGCAAAGGGCCGACAGACUGUACGCGUAAGGUUAUUUCUUCGUGUGCUACAUGCAAGAAACUCAAUGGAAGACCAUAUAAUGCCCCUCCACAGCCUCCGAUGA
Messenger RNA from Stylophora pistillata, 1239 nucleotides. RefSeq lists its product as uncharacterized. Lineage: Eukaryota; Metazoa; Cnidaria; Anthozoa; Scleractinia; Pocilloporidae. The record is from RefSeq and is a predicted model, not a curated record.